AACUAUUCAACCUGUAGCUGCUGCGAGGAGUGCGCGCGCGUGCCGGAUAAAGUGGGUUGCUAUGGCGAUCAUCAGUCAGUGAACGAGCGUGAGCACUAUGUGAACUGUCACCUUCAUACACACCUAAAACAAAAAGAAAUACACCGAGGAGGAGAGAAAGUGGACAAAAGGAGGAUUUUUUCUUUUUUUUUUCUUUUUUGCAGGGGAUUUUUCUUCCUGCUCAUUAAGCAUUCGUCCAUAGCAGUGACUGUACGACAUUGAGAGACAUGUUUCCUCAUCACUUGGUAGUUUUGUGUUCUUUGACCCUGUUCGUGCUCCGGAUCCCGGCGCAGAAAUCCAACGGUCAGCGGUGGUUGAUUGGGGAUAGAGACAGCCACUGUUCCCAUCCCUGCACAAAAACUCAAUCCAAACCAGUGUGUGGCUCAGAUGGACGCAGUUACGAUACUAUCUGUGACCUGCAGAGGGCAAAAUGCAAGGAUCGCACACUGACGCUAGCCCACAGGGGCCGGUGCAAAGGUAAGAUCUAUGGCCGGAUUGAUCAGUCAUUUAUACAUACUGCUCCCACGCUGGUAUCAGAAGGUAAAGAGCUAGAAAUCAAAGAUUCAGGCCAGUCAAAGUGCUUUGUGGAGAGGAGCCAGGCUCUGGAGCAAGCCAAGUUCCCACCGGAGUCCAUCUUCAUCCCAGAGUGCAACGAAGACGGGACGUUCGCCCAGGUCCAGUGCCACACACUUACAGGUUACUGCUGGUGCGUAACCACAGAUGGCAAGCCUAUCAGUGGCUCCUCAGUGCAAAACAAGACUCCGGUGUGCUCAGGAAACUUCCAUGAAUUUAUGGGAACUCAUGCUGGGACGAGUGGAACGACAGGUUCAGUAACUGAUAAACCUCCUGGACCACCUAGCUCUGGCAGAAAAGUCUCUUUCCGGUUCUUUCUCACCCUCAACCCAGAUGAUGGCUCCAAACCCACACCAACGAUGGAGACCUACAUCGUCCCAGACGGCGAAGAGAUCAUAGCACCCACACUGAGGGAGAAGCAGCUGCCCACCAACAAGCAGAACAUCUCCAGCAGCAGAAAGCCAGAGAAAGUUCCGUCUUGUGACCAAGAGAGACAGAGUGCACUCGAGGAAGCUCGACAGAACCCGAAAGAGGACAUCUUUGUCCCAGACUGUGGACCGCAUGGCCUGUUCAAGCCUGUGCAGUGUCACCAGUCCACCGGCUACUGCUGGUGUGUACAGGUAGAGACAGGACGACCCAUACCCGGAACCUCAACCAGAUAUAAAAAGCCAGAGUGUGUAUUCCCUUCCUCCGUGUCUGAUAUGGAGGAUCCUUUCAGAGACAGAGAGCUGAAUGGCUGUCCAGAUGGACAGAAAGUAGAAUUCAUAACAGGCUUGUUGGAUGCCCUAACGACAGACAUGAUAAACACCAUUAACUCACCAACUCCCUCUGGUGGUGUGAGAUUUGCAGAGCCUGAUCCGAGCCACACUCUGGAGGAGCGUGUGGUACAGUGGUACUUCUUUCAUCUGGACAACAACGGCAGCCAUGACAUCAGCAAGAAGGAGAUGAAGCCCUUCAAACGUUUUUUGAAAAAGAAAGCCAAGCCUAGGAAAUGUGCCCGCAAGUUCACUGAUUAUUGUGACUUGAACAAGGACAAGGCCAUUUCUCUGCAGGAGCUAAAAGGAUGCCUUGGGGUCAAUAAAGAAGGUACUACAACAAGCAGCAGCAGUCAGGGGACAAGGCAAGGAACUAAUUUGUUCACAGGCCGUCUAGUGUGAGGACACAAGCUUCCAGAAGAUGAGCCAAGAAUUAAAAAGAAGACAGGCUGACGACUUGAACAGAAAGAGAGAAAAAAAGAGGAGGUUCCUAAAGAAGAAGAAGAAGAAGAAAAAGCUUAAAUGAUAAAGUUGGAGCCAAAAUAUUUGCACUUUCUUCUCCCAUCGGUAGACAUUUGCUCUGUCUCUGAUUUUGUUGUAAACAUUUUCUGACUUUAAGACGUCUGAUGUACGUGGACAAAACUUUGUAUAAGGAAAUGGCACUCGUACACGUGGCUGACUGCCUGCUUCCAACCCACGCGGCACGUAAUAAGUGUAUUAUCAUGUGUGUUCAAGAAUACUAAACACACCGCGAGGUCUAGUCAGUAUUAUACAUCACAGCAGAUUUUAAUCACAAAACCUUCCAUGUAGUCUUCUGAAAUAGCUGUCAUAGUUGCACAUAGCCAGUUGUUUUUUUUUUUUGUUUUUUUUUUUUUAUUAAGAUCACUUGUUUUAUUUUUACAUCGUAUGUACAGCAUUUGGACGAAGCAAGAACAGAACACAACGUGGUUUACACCUUCUGAGUAACUAAUCAUGAGCAUAACGCACACGUUAAUGCAGUAGCUGCAUAUCACAUGUCCUGGUGAGCUUUAUCCGAAAUAAUACAUAAAGAUAACGUGACAUAUGAUGAAAGAUCAUUUUGUUUAAAAUCCAUUAGUAAUUAGUAACCACUUUAUUAGGUACAACUGCUUAUUCAUGCAAUUAUCCAAUCAGCAGAUCAUUAAAAAAAACAGCCUUAACAUAAUAAUAAUAAUAAUAAUAAUAAUAAUAAUAAUAAUAAUAACGUCUACAUAACUUGUUCUCUUCCACAGAACAUGUAUAUCUUCAUAAUAACUUCAUAACACAUGUAUAAGAUUAGAAUAACAUUCUCUGUAAUAAUUCCUCGUAAAAUACAUGAGGUUUUUUAACACACUGUAGAAAAUAAACAGGCUUUUUUUUAACAUAAGAGGUAACCAUUUGCUAAUUUGCCUGUUAAGAUCCUUCACAGAACAGCUCGUAGAAGAAACUGAUGCAAACACAUACUUGUUCAUGCUGUUAGUUCAGCUUCUGUAAUAAAAUGUCUCCUCAGUGAUAAACAUGACUUACACAUGGCUUACAGUGAACACAGCAUGAGCAAGUUUCUCUCAGGUUUCAUUUCCUGAGAAGCUGAACGAUUCCUACACACACAGCAGUACGGUCACGUUGGAUCAUUGAAUUUAUUUAUAGAAAUUCAUAAUAUAUUAGCGGCACGUGAGAAUAUAAAGCGAGCUCUAUACCGGCUUAACGUUUUUGUUUUUUUACUCGAGUGAACACACAUUGCAGGAUGUAAGCUAUCAACUAAAUUAUUAUUAUUAAGACUUGCAAAGAAUCCAUAUUUCCGUGUUUACUGAAAGUGCUUUUAAAAAUAUACAUGCUUUUUAAAAUCGAAGCAAAACUUUUCCAUCAGAUGCUCUUGAUACAGAAACCUAAAACCUGCACUCUCAGGAUCUACUAUUUGACCAGUCCUUCUCGUUCACGGAGCAUUUAACAGAAAAACAUACACCUAUAGCUUAUAUAACAUUAUGUCACAUUAUGCAUUUGUCACAUGUGCCACGUAUCAAUGGUAACAUUAUUUUUUACAUUCUUAUAGGCGUUAACUGAUGCUUAUAGAUGUGUUACGAAGUCCUUAUGUAGAUCCUUUAAAUGAAUGCUUAGAAGAAGAAGAAGAAUGAAAAAAUAUCCCAGAACUUCAUGUGAUGUGAUCUUUCUGAUGGAGGAAAGAUGGUGUGUGUGUGUGUGUGUGUGUGUAUGGAGAUGUCCUUAGAUGUGAUUGCUUUUGGCUUGUGAAAGGAAAAAAUGAAGCAGUGAAGUUGUAAAUAUGUAUCAUAUGUGCUUUUUGGUCUUUUCAGUUUUUCAGCAUCUGUCAUGCAGCGGUUUUACUAAACACAGUUUUUGCCAUCAUUUAGAACCUCGUUGGAGUAAAUUGUGUAAUUAAAGUGUUUUGCCCUCAUCGUGGGUUUGUUUGAAAGUUUGUUCAUUCCAUUUAAAUGCGUGUUUUUGAAAAUACACAUUUCUAAUGUAA
Messenger RNA from Hemibagrus wyckioides, 3846 nucleotides. It is a transcript of the gene smoc1, whose product is annotated as SPARC related modular calcium binding 1. Lineage: Eukaryota; Metazoa; Chordata; Actinopteri; Siluriformes; Bagridae. Gene Ontology annotation, molecular function: calcium ion binding; heparin binding; protein binding. Gene Ontology annotation, biological process: extracellular matrix organization. The coding region runs from base 267 to 1769 and encodes 500 amino acids. The transcript has 15 exons. Gene Ontology annotation, cellular component: basement membrane. The record is from RefSeq and is a predicted model, not a curated record.